AUGCCCAUGACAACUCUAGUUUGCCUGGCGCUAGCCGUUUGUCUGCCUAUAAUAACCUUUCUAGCACUCAGGCCCUCUCAGAAAGAUGUCGUAUGGAGAAGAUUCGGAUUCGCUAGGAACACAAGUCGCCCCAGUACCCCAACACUCGAAAAGCAACCACUUUCAAAGCCCUUAGCCUCACACUCCUCCGCGCUUGUGACAGCUUUCCCGCCCUUUCAAAGGAGCCAGCUCAAGGAACUGAUACGAAAACUGUCCCCGGCCCAGCAGAAGGAGCUGGGCCAGCUAUCCUUCAACCAGGCGACGUUUGAGAGCUCACUGUUGAGGUUCGAGGAAGACUACAGCGAUGCCGAUUACUCAAAAUACGUCUACUCCGGAUUUUCCAUCCGUGAGAUCAAGGCGCUGGGGGCCUUUCCCGAUUACUCGACCCUAUCGGGCGUCCCGAUGCCGAGCCCCUAUCUGGAUUUUGACAUAGAAAAGGCUAGGCCGCGCCCGUAUAGGCCAUUCAGGUGGCCGUAUCACCAGACGAUGUCUUUGACAAAACUAGAGCCUGACUGGUGGAUCGAGCUAGAGUCCACUUACAAAGAGCGCAUAGCCCAGCGCAAAGACCUGUAUGCCAAACACGGUCCGGGAGUACUGCAAUGGCUUCCUGGCUCCGAGUUGGCGUGCAAGGAGCUAAUGGAGAUGGUCAUUCAAUUUAUCUGCGCCCGAUAUCCCACAUAUUUCACAUUGUCAGAGGACAAGCUCUGGCUCGAGAACAAGAUCCUAGGCAUCAGGGCGAACAUCCGCGAGAAGCACCCCCUUUUGAUCUUGCUGGACCAUGUCCCCGAAGAUUUUGCCAUCACCCUUCGCGACCCGGAAACGGGCUACUACGCGUUCCGCGCCGGCGUGAUUUGUUCAGCGAUGGGUUGGAGUCUAGGGACCAAGAUCGGACUCAGGCUAGAUGAGAUUCACCAGCCUGUCCCAGACUACAAAGAGAAGAUGAAGUUCAGCAUGGAUCGGUACGUGGAGUCCCUCAAGGCCAUAGAUGACAGUGUCCAUCAUCCUGUUAUCUCAAUCCCUCUCCAGGGGCAACCCUCAGCAGUACUAACACCUUCUCACAGCUUCUUCUCCAAGAUGCCGACCAACAAGCCAAUCCAGCGCGGAUCCUGGGAUCUAGAGGUCGACAAGCCCCUCUUCCUCGCGCCAGGCAGCGACCGGCACGCACAAGACGGUGACGUAGAUCCGUCUCGGAUCCACCUGCGCGUAGACUGGCAGACGCUGCGACGUCUACCGCUGUCAGGCGCCAUCGUGUUCAAUUUCAAGGCGGUGUUCACACCGAUCGAGGAGUUCCGCACCGAGGCGCGCAUACCGAGUCUGCUUCUACAGGUGUUGAGACACGCGAAAGGGAAUCUGAUGGAGUACAAGCAUGCGCCUCAUAUAAAUCAUAUCGUAACCCCGCUUUUGGAGCGGUAUGAGACGGAGCAGAAAGAGGCUGGGCUGGUGGAAAGAAACUGGGAAGUUUGCACCCCGGACGAAAGUCCCCUGUUCCCGCAGUGGGAGAAGAAAUGGCAUGCUCAGCAGGGAUUCUAA
Molecule: messenger RNA, 1569 nt
Organism: Xylaria bambusicola
Lineage: Eukaryota; Fungi; Ascomycota; Sordariomycetes; Xylariales; Xylariaceae
Product: alpha-1,2-mannosyltransferase
Exons: 3
Coding region: 1-1569 (522 amino acids)
Source: RefSeq, a predicted model, not a curated record